Messenger RNA from Penicillium samsonianum, 453 nucleotides. RefSeq lists its product as uncharacterized. The transcript is spliced from 2 exons. The record is from RefSeq and is a predicted model, not a curated record. Lineage: Eukaryota; Fungi; Ascomycota; Eurotiomycetes; Eurotiales; Aspergillaceae. The coding region runs from base 1 to 453 and encodes 150 amino acids.
AUGGCUGACAAGAAGCUAAAGGAUAACCUGUCGCGUGUCAAAGCUCCGUCUCCUCUAGGCAAGUCGAUCUUUGUCGGACUUCGUUUGACAGAUGCAGUUUGGCAAUACGCAUUUCUCCAUCGUGGUUGGGCAUCUCGGCUAGUUAAACGACUUGGUGGAAUGCUUCUACAGGUUCUGGAUGCCUCUAGUGGCCGGCUGAACCCUUACUACCAGUCUUGUUGGUCCUUCAACACCGUCUUCAACUCGACAAACAUCCUUCUUUCCGUCUGGUCCCUCACCUCCCAAUCGCCUUCCGAUGGUUCCCUUCGUGUCCAGCUCACGGCCUCAGUAGCUAUCGGCGUUUGCGCUUACACUAUCGGUAUCUUGACGGAGUUGGUAUCCGAACUCCAGCCCCGUCCCUUCAAGAAAGACACUAGCAACAAAGGAAAGCCGUAUAGAGGCGGACUGUUCUAG